This is a messenger RNA of Aspergillus alliaceus, 375 nucleotides long. RefSeq lists its product as uncharacterized. Bases 1 to 375 code for a protein of 124 amino acids. The record is from RefSeq and is a predicted model, not a curated record. The transcript is spliced from 2 exons. NCBI's taxonomy places the organism in Eukaryota, Fungi, Ascomycota, Eurotiomycetes, Eurotiales, Aspergillaceae.
AUGGAAGGCGGAUUAAGCUCGAGUCUGGCUCUUCCUGUUGAGGUUAGUCGAUCGACUCUUCGUUAUCUAAAAUGGGCGGAACGCGUACUGGUCGGCUGGGCUUUCUGGGUUCUGGUCAUCUACGCUAUGGCGGUACUUCUCACUGGAUUCUGCAACAUCCUUCAUGACCCACUCCAUUCGUACCGAGAUGAUGCAAGACUUCUGAAGGUGGCGGUAGGUCUCAUGGAACACAUUCUCUCAUUCAAUAUGUCGGAAAAAGAGGCUUCGAACAUUAAGGAUAUGGCAGACCUCGUAGCAGAACUAAGUUGGCUGGCGGAGUUUGCCAUCAGGAAAGUACGGCAUGAGUUGGACAUGGGUCCUAUCUACUACACUUGA